Messenger RNA from Drosophila eugracilis, 4025 nucleotides. Its product is annotated as opsin, ultraviolet-sensitive. Gene Ontology annotation, molecular function: G protein-coupled receptor activity. Gene Ontology annotation, cellular component: membrane. NCBI's taxonomy places the organism in Eukaryota, Metazoa, Arthropoda, Insecta, Diptera, Drosophilidae. The record is from RefSeq and is a predicted model, not a curated record. The coding region runs from base 828 to 2279 and encodes 483 amino acids. The transcript is spliced from 4 exons. Gene Ontology annotation, biological process: G protein-coupled receptor signaling pathway; visual perception.
CUGCUGUAUCCUGGGACUCAGUCGCACGCGAGUCUUCAGCCAGUCAGUAGUUCUGGGCAGCUCUUGGGAUCUGCAUGUCGUAUGAAUAAUAAUCCCUAAGCUAUUGGCGGGUUUAAUUAAAAAUUGCGUAUACGCCGCGUGUAAACAAGUAACAGUUAAGCCUACGCAGUGAAAGCCGCUAAGUUGUCAAAGGAACGCAAAGGCUCUAAAAGCUGCUUUAAAUUUUCCACGAAUGUAACUUUUUAGCGGGUAAUCGACGGAAAUUGAGUUACAGUUUAAGGUUGAGUUGGCGCCACUUGGCCAUUGGCGCUGACCAACUUUUGGACCUUACCAAUGAUGAUAAACUGAAAAGUGAACUUUCAGCGCUUUUCAGUACGAAGUGCUCUUAGAAAUAAAAAAGAAACCAGAAGAGGACAUAAUUCUGUGGAAACGCAGUUGCAAUGCAACGUACAAAGAAAAAUCAGUAAAGUGACCUUUAAGUUUACGAAAAGUAAAAAAAAUAACAAAUAACUUGAUAAUAAGAAAAGGGUCACCGGCGGACAGGCUAAUUGCAGCUAACCCCUUUGGCAUUUAGCAAACGGAAAAUGCUUCGUGACCGCUGCAACCACAUUGCACCACCUCAACCAUCAUCGCCAUCAACCAUCGCACCACUGCAACUGAAGGCAUCCCAGUGGCGGCGACACAACACGACAUCCUUGCCAAAUGCAGCAGCCGAGGCGGUGGCAAGUAAAUAAGCGUAAUUUUCGCGUCCACCUUUGCGGGCACGUUCCACCUCCUGUUUGGAGUAGCUCGUAAAUAUUUGGGUGAAGCCAAGAACCAACCUAGUCAUGGAGGCCAUCAUCAUGACGACCCUGCCCACACUGACAACAGAUGCUGGUGGCAGCAGUUUUUGGCUAACCGGUGCCCUUUCGCUCUCCGAGAUUUUGGCCAACUCGAGCCAUGGCCAUCCAACUGGCAGCACAUCCACGACGACGGGAAAUCCAUCGCCGGCAUCCACAGCGGUGAAUGUGGACAAGGACCAUGACAAGCACGUGAAUGACAGCGUCUCAACGGGACUUAGCAAUUACACAUCAUAUCCCAGCUACAUUCACUACCGUGACAAAUACGAUUUGAGCUACAUAGCCAAGGUGAAUCCCUUUUGGCUGCAGUUCGAGCCGCCUAAGUCGAGCACCUUCCUGGUAAUGGCCGCCCUAUAUUGCCUGAUUUCGGUGGUGGGAUGUGUAGGCAAUGCUUUUGUCAUCUUCAUGUUUGCCAACCGCAAAUCUCUGCGGACUCCGGCCAACAUUCUGGUGAUGAACCUGGCCAUCUGCGACUUUCUGAUGCUCGUCAAAUGUCCAAUUGCCAUAUACAACAACAUCAAGGAGGGCCCGGCACUGGGAGAUAUAGCCUGUCGCCUGUACGGAUUUGUGGGUGGCCUAAGUGGCACUUGUGCCAUCGGUACCCUCACCGCCAUCGCUUUGGACCGGUACAAUGUGGUAGUGCAUCCACUUCAGCCUUUGAGACGCUGUUCCCGCCUGCGUUCUUAUCUAAUUAUCCUGCUAAUCUGGUGCUAUAGCAUUCUUUUUGCGGUAAUGCCGGCCCUGGACAUUGGACUUUCGGUAUAUGUGCCUGAAGGAUUUCUAACCACCUGCAGCUUCGACUAUCUCAACAAGGAGACUCCCGCCCGCAUCUUUAUGGCUUUGUUCUUCGUAGCCGCCUAUUGCAUCCCACUGACCGCCAUUGUGUACUCCUACUUCUAUAUCCUGAAGGUGGUCUUCACCGCGAGUCGAAUUCAAUCGAACAAGGACAAGGCCAAAACAGAGCAGAAGUUGGCUUUCAUUGUGGCCGCCAUUAUUGGUUUAUGGUUUCUGGCCUGGUCACCCUACGCCAUUGUGGCCAUGAUGGGUGUUUUUGGCCUAGAGCGCCAUAUCACCCCUUUGGGUUCAAUGAUUCCCGCGCUUUUCUGCAAGACAGCCGCCUGUGUGGAUCCCUAUCUCUAUGCAGCCACUCAUCCGCGGUUUCGUGUCGAGGUACGAAUGCUCAUCUAUGGACGUGGUGUCUUGAGAAGGGUCUCCACCACCAGAUCUUCUUAUAUGACGAGAUCUCGGUCUUCGUUUACCCAUCGAUUGCGGAGCAGCAACACUGCUGAGGGGGGAGCAGGUGACCAUCGAAUGGAAACCUACCUGAUGAACAAUAAUCUGAUGAUGGUGCCCGAGGAAACGGAGGAGAACGAGGAGAUAGUCGUUGUGGCCGAGAUUAAUAAUUCGGUGAGCAGUGCCAUGGAGCAGAGUAAGUUCUAAAGGAGCUCUAGAAAAUGUAUGCUGAUAUGCAAGGAAUGACAAAGAGUGUCUGUAGAUUUAACUUGAUUAAAACGUUUUAAAUAAGUUUUUAAUUGUAAAAUAGAAGAGCGUUAGGAGAACAUAUCCAUAUCUGAAACUCAUUAAAUAUUGAUUUAAGCAUAGUUUACUGUAAAAUGAUAAUAGCUACGACUUUUUAAACUAUGCUUUUCAAAUUAUGUUUGUCAAAUACAGAUUGCCAAGCAUUAAUUUUACUUUACCUUAAUAAGUUAAAUAUUAAUUGUUCAUUGAAAACUACACUUGAGUGUUGUAUUGCCAUUAAACAUGGCAAUGGAAAAUGGAAAAUCCUGAACAUUGUUCACUCAAAUUGAUAUGACUAAUCAUAAAUUGCAUGGAUUGGCUCAAGUUUCAUUGUCAAACUAAUCUAACUUGUAUGUGGAAAUAAUAGAGGCAACUGAAAUCAGGCAGGGCAACAGGACUUAAGCAAAGUAAUUUCUCUCUCCAAUAAUAGAUGCCAAUGGCAUUGUUAACUGGGCUGAAUGCAAUGUCAUUGAUGAACCUACAAUUGAAAUGAAAAUAAUAAAUAGAAAUGAACCAGGGAAAUCCGUUGGGUUUUGGGAAAAUGGACAAGGAACAACGAGAGUAGUAGUGAUAGUAAACAUAUUUAAUGAGCUUAUGUGAUGUUUAGACAGGGAGAGGAGAGAAAGGAAUGAUAUAUGUAUGUAUAUGACAGCGGAUAAAUAAGGGGCAGUCCUAUUAUAUAGAUGCCGAGACAAGGUCAAAAUUAGUACAAAGAAAGGGUGGAAUGUAAAGGCCCCUCAGAAUGGUAAUUCGAUAGGGAAAUUAUACAUAGUUUCAGGGAAAGACACUCAGAGCAAAGGUCAUGCCGCGGGUAUUGAAUGCUAACAAACGGAUUUGCAACUCAAAAUUGGGGGAAAGCACAAUCAAACCCGAUUGAAUUUCAAAUGAAUUGUGAUGGCUGUCAGACUUUUAAGUUAUCGACGAAUUAAACUAAUUGCGUUAAUGUCUCAAUGUCUAAACCAGUGUAUCUUAUAGGUAUUAUAGAUUGUAUACAAUGUCUACUCUUAAAAAAAAACAAAAUCUAACUAAGUAAAUGACUUUGAUAAAGUCAAACGAGUACUUGUACCUGUAAGAUAAAUACGAAUGAGCGAUGCAUUGCAACCAAAGCCAAAUAUAUAACGAAUUUAUACUCUUGAUACUUACUUAGCCGUAUCAUUUUAUAUAUAUAUAUAUAUGUAUGUAUGUAUAUCGGGGAUAUCUGGCCACAAUGGGCCAGAGAACAAUGGUAGCGCCAGAUGAAUAAGUCUCGGCCAGCAUUUUAAUUACUAGAACACAAAUUUAAGCCAUUGUUGCGACAAACCUAAAUACCCGACUAUAUAUAUUUCCUUCACUUCGUGAACGAACAAUGGACACCGCUGUUACUGUAACUGUGCUCAAAAUGAAAUUGCAGAAAUACAAGUACCAAAACAGUUAGAUGGCGGGAAAAACAAAGGAAAACUGAAAGGAGGUAAACAGAAAAAAAACCAUUUAAUUAGCAUAUUUAAAAUGCACUUUGACAGCAAUUUUGUGUGUGUGUGUGUCUGAGUGUGCAUUUCACUUAAGCAGCUUGUAUUUAAAUUAGUUUAACUCAGUAAUUGUUUAACGAGUACUUUUUGUUUUCGUUAUGCCGGUGUAAUGUUAGAAACCCAAAUAAAUGUGCAAAGCAAAAAAGUUGAAAAUUUCCAAAGA